This is a messenger RNA of Penicillium pulvis, 1269 nucleotides long. RefSeq names its product FAD-dependent oxidoreductase. Bases 1 to 1269 code for a protein of 422 amino acids. The transcript has a single exon. NCBI's taxonomy places the organism in Eukaryota, Fungi, Ascomycota, Eurotiomycetes, Eurotiales, Aspergillaceae. Gene Ontology annotation, molecular function: FAD binding. The record is from RefSeq and is a predicted model, not a curated record.
AUGACGCGCGUACCUCCCACUCUCCCCGUUAUUAUCAUGGGCGCCGGCAUGGUCGGCUUGACCCUAGCCCAAGCCCUCAAAAAAGCCGACAUCCCCUACGAAAUUUACGAGCGCGACACUUCAUAUGAUACUGAAAAGGGCCGUGGGUGGGCUCUAACAGUACAUUGGGCACUCGGUGCCCUCGAAGAGUGCCUCCCCAAGGAGCUCUUCAAUCGCCUGGAGUCCAUUCAAGUGGACCCAACCCUGGACGACAGUCGCCGCUUCUGCUUCAUCGAUCUAGCGACCGGAAACCCAAAAUACGUUAUACCCCCAACGAAGCGUCACCGUGUCAACCGCCGCCUACUUGGCAAUUUACUUGGCGAAGGAAUUGACAUCCGCUACAACAAGGGGCUCGCGGGAUUCGACGUGCAUAAUGAUGGCGUUGAAGUCACCUUCACGGACGGGACAUCUACAAAGGGAUGUUUGCUGGUCGGCACAGACGGGCGCAAUAGUAAAACCCGUCGUCUUCUUCUUGGCGAGCGACUCGGCGGCCUCAAUCCGCUUCCCGUUAACAGCGUCGGCGCGACUAUAACAAUGACGCCUGAAGAGUUUGCGCCAGUUCGCACCAUUGAUCCUCUCCUUUUCCAGGGGACGCAUCCAGAGUCUGGUGUGUAUAUGUGGUUCUCCCUCGUGUCUAGUCCUACCAUCAAUGGAAGUCUCGGGACGGAAAACCCAUACUAUGAGGGCCAAUUGAUUCAGUCGUGGCUACAUAAGAGCGAAGCCGAUAACGUCCCCGAGACAGAUGAGGAGCGGCUAGCAGUGUUCAAACGCAAUGCGCAAAAUUUCGAUCCUCGUCUUCGUGACGCGGUCAUGUCCCUCCCAGAUGACACGAGAGUCCUGCAUAUCAAGCUCGUCGACUGGGUACCCAUGCCCUGGGAUAACCACAACGGCCGUAUCACGGUCGCGGGUGAUGGCGCCCAUGCUAUGACAUCUUACCGUGGCGAAGCGUUCAACCACGGCGUCGCCGAUGCGGCUGUGCUAAGCAGGAAUAUAAUUUCUGCGUGGCAUUCUGUGGACACGAACAAUACUUUGCAGAUUGCUGUAGAUAGAUAUGAGGAGGAAAUGCGUAUCCGGACUUCAGAUGCUGUGCUGCUCAGUACACAGGCCUGUUUGGAGGCGCAUGAUCUGCAUGCGCUGCAGCCCGAUAGCCCGUGUGUGAGUAAACGAGCUCAGGUAGCCAAGGAAGCGAGGGAGGCGAGAGCCCAGGCUCGGCUGGAGAUGGUUGGCUGA